AUGUUGGGAAAUCUGUGGAUGCUGUGCCUGUGUCUCUGCUUCUCCUGGGCCGAAGCUCGUAUAUGGGCCUGGAUGCUCAACAUGCCCCACAGCCCUCCCAAAGAAGGAGCAAAGGCACUUAGAGAAAGUGCUCCUGUAGCCAAAGCAGCUACGGCUGUGUGCGACCAUGACAGGACCUGUGGGAGGGGCUUCUCCUGUGAUCGACACUUUGGUCUUUGUGUUCCUCUAAGAGGGGAGGGCCACUACUGUCGGAGGGAUGCCCAGUGUGUCCGCGGACUCAGCUGCAUGUUUGGGAAGUGCCAUCGCAGCAUCCCCAACGGACAGGAGGGUGCCAGAUGUAAAGUUGACAGGGACUGUGACGCAUCCAUGUGCUGCGCUCGACACCACGGCGAGCAGGUGUGCAAGAGGCGUCUGAUCCACGGCGAGAGCUGCUAUGUUCCUGAUGGUGGCCUUGCUUUCAGCAUUAACCAAAUUUGUCCAUGUGAUGAGGGGCUACUAUGUCGUGAAAACAGUGCAGCACGGCAGAGAGAGUGA
Messenger RNA from Chelmon rostratus (copperband butterflyfish), 534 nucleotides. Its product is annotated as dickkopf-related protein 3-like. NCBI's taxonomy places the organism in Eukaryota, Metazoa, Chordata, Actinopteri, Chaetodontiformes, Chaetodontidae. Gene Ontology annotation, biological process: multicellular organism development; negative regulation of canonical Wnt signaling pathway. The coding region runs from base 1 to 534 and encodes 177 amino acids. The record is from RefSeq and is a predicted model, not a curated record. Gene Ontology annotation, cellular component: extracellular region. Gene Ontology annotation, molecular function: receptor antagonist activity; co-receptor binding. The transcript is spliced from 3 exons.